AUGCUGUGCUCCGUCUGCUCCUCCGUCAUUCGAGAUCGGCUUGUGCUCGAUCCGUCCCUCCCCGUCUGCUGCUCUUCGUGUGCCGUCAAGGCUUGUGUCUCGUGUCCUCCCGGCGCAAAGCGCGUGCCGUACAAGAACUCCGCGGGCCACCACUGCAUCACGCUCCUGAACUCCACCACGAGCACGUGUCGUGAGAGAGCCUCGGUAAGUAAAAUUCUUUCUCCCAUGCAAUCGUCGUCGGUCGUUGGCCGGUCGUCCGUUGCCCCUCGUGAAAGCGCUGACAACCGCGACGUUCCUCUCUCGGACUCGAUCCGCGGCGCGCCGCGAAAACUGCCGACGAUGGAGACCGAAAAGCAGGAGUCCAUGUGCGGGAGCUCAAUGUCCCACGACAUAGCGUUUUUCUGCCACCUCGUGAGCACGGUCCUUUCUCUCUUCGGGAUAUUUCAAUUCUCGACGUUGUCGUACGUCUCGGACCCGAACAGACAAGAAAAAGAGAUCAUGCAGAAGGUGUGCAUGUUCCUCUUCUUUCUCUCUCCGGUGCUCGCAUUGGUCGUCUUCUGCAACAGGAGAAGCCCGACGACCCUCUCCAAGGCUGCAACUGCCCUCGCGUUUGUGUUCCUCGGCGCGAUUGUCGUUUACACCGUCGCUCGCGUUGGCCCGUACAACAUAUGGUGGGGUGGCUACUGCUACGUCCUGCACGUAAACGACAAUCGCUGUUACAACUUUGAUCGCUGCGGGUCAACUACUUGCUGA
This is a messenger RNA of Emiliania huxleyi CCMP1516, 753 nucleotides long. RefSeq lists its product as hypothetical. The record is from RefSeq and is a predicted model, not a curated record. Bases 1 to 753 code for a protein of 250 amino acids. The transcript has 4 exons. NCBI's taxonomy places the organism in Eukaryota, Haptophyta, Isochrysidales, Noelaerhabdaceae.